GCGAGGGACUGGAGUGAGUUUUCCAGAGUCUCCAGCAAAGCAGGGAGCAGCCAGGAGGCAGCCACAUGGAGGUCUCCAGCUGCAGAGGGUAAAAAAAGAGGAUCCUUUUGCCCAUGCCUGGCUGGAAAGAGGCUGCCAGAGUGAAGCUGGAAUGGGGGGCUCCUAGGAGGCCAGAGGGCAGGCUAUAAACAACAACAACAACAAGCCGGAGACACACCAGAUUUGCAGAGAUCGAUAGGAGGGAAGAGAAGAGGCUGAAAAUGCAGCUGACACGUUGCUGUUUCAUCUUCCUGAUCCAAGGGAGCAUAUAUCUGCUGGUGAUCUGUGGACAAGACGAGCCACCGGAAGAGGAGGAGGAAGAAAGUGGGAAACCAUCCAAAGAACAACAAAGAUCCCGGGUACAAAAGAAAAAAGGCCAACUCUCCUUGAAAUCUUCAGUAGCCCAAUCUCACUUCCAGAACACAACUCUGCUGGAGUUAGCGUCUACCAACCCACAAGAAUUUUGGAAUGUCUUAGAGAGCUUAUCUAAGCAGGAACAAGGCCUGCAACCCCGCAGCCGAAGGGACUCUGUGGCCAGCCCUGGUCGGCUUAAGAAGAUAUUUGGCUGGGGCGAUUUCUAUUCCAACAUCAAGACAGUAAAGCUGAACCUCUUGAUCACAGGGAAAGUGGUUGACCAUGGCAACGGCACAGUCAACGUCUUCUUCCGGCACAACUCGACCGGGCACGGAAACAUCUCUGUCAGCCUUGUGCCGCCCAACAAAGCCGUAGAGUUUGACCUUGAGCAGCAAAUCUUCAUCGAGGCAAAGGAAUCCAAGAUCUUCAACUGCCGAGUGGAGUAUGAGAAAGUGGACAGAGCAAAGAAGACCACCCUGUGCACCUAUGACCCCUCCAAAACCUGUUUCCUCAACCACACACAGAGUCAGGUCUCCUGGGUUUGCUCCAAACCUUUCAAAGUCAUCUGUAUCUAUAUUACCUUCUAUAGCAUAGACUACAGACUCGUCCAGAAAGUGUGCCCUGACUACAAUUACCACAACAAUGUUCCUUAUUACCCUUCUGGGUGACAACAUACCUCCUUGAUCUCGGAAGCAGCCCCAGUCCCAAGAACAACUUGCUAUGGGGUAAGGGCAAGAAACAGAACAAGACGAGGGCUGCAGACAGGAAAGAGGAGGAGCUAUUUCUCUCUGAUGCCAGACCAACCAACAAGUGGCUGGCCUCUGCUAAAGACAAUAGGUCCAAAAAGAGUUUGCGAGUGA
Messenger RNA from Hemicordylus capensis (graceful crag lizard), 1253 nucleotides. RefSeq names its product neurexophilin 3 (gene NXPH3). The transcript has 2 exons. Gene Ontology annotation, molecular function: signaling receptor binding. The record is from RefSeq and is a predicted model, not a curated record. NCBI's taxonomy places the organism in Eukaryota, Metazoa, Chordata, Lepidosauria, Squamata, Cordylidae. The coding region runs from base 261 to 1061 and encodes 266 amino acids.